ACGCCAUUUCCUCCCCUCGAUGGCUCAACCUGAACACCUAUAACGUGCUGAAGACAAUGAUUUUAGACACAUUUAAGACAGGCUUGCGACUUAUUCCGUUUCAUUUGAGAUGUAUCAAUUAUCAACACAAUGCAUUGGUGACUUCUGGAUCAGGCAAAUUGGUGCAGAGUUCCAACUUAACGUUGUCAACUCCUUUUUGCAGUCACGUGAAAUAUGUUCACAAUAAAAAGGUUCCAUGGACACCUACAUGGCAGCCAGUUAUGAAGACUCAGCCUUCCUUGGCAAUGGAAGUACAUGGUGAAGUCGUGGGCAAAUUGGAGAGACUUGCUCUGGUGGACUUCGGUAAUCAGGAGGGCAUAGAUUGUUUGGAGAAAGCCAUACAAUUUGCUGAUCAGCUUCACAUUGUGAAUUCAUUGGCUGUGGAACCAUUGGACUCUGUACUACAUGACAGAUCUAUGCACCUGCGGAAUGACAUUGUUACUGAGGGAAAACGUGCAGAGGAGCUGCUCCAGCUUUCUAAACAUGUAAUUGAUGAGUACUUUGUAGCUCCACCAGGUAACAUCCCACUUCAAAGAAAAUGAAGAGAGAGCAGCAGAUCUUGAGCAUUCUAAAUGAAUAGCUUAACUGUUUUCCUUAUAUCAGGGUGUCCUGGGAGCACAAACUGACAGGAAUGUGCCAUUGUGCUCUGCGUCAGAACCCAGCGUCAUCAUGACAUUCAAGAUGCCCAUGAGUUUGCUAUGAAGUGGUGAUAUAGAUAUAUGAUAUAGCUUCCUAAUUCUUAUUCCUAAAUGUUCCUUUAGUAUAUAUCAAGUCGUAAAUCGCAGAUGAAAUGCACUGAAACUGAACUUAAAUGCAUAAAUUGACUAUCAAUACUGUGAUGUAAUGAUUAUAAAUAUGUGAAGCUUAUUUUAUGUAACUACGUAGUUCCUACGAUUUCCUUAAAAGUUGAUGGCACAGUAUGUUGUUGCUGUGUGCAGUUCAUCAGUUAACCAUGCAUACAGUAUGUGUGACACAACUAGUAAAAAUAUUUGAUGUUGCAAAUCCUGAACUAACUACAAAAUACAAACUACAAAAACGAUUCAUCCCCUUUAUUGCGAAGACAUUUUGUUGAAGAAAAAAUGCAGCAUUCAGCAAAAGAGUUUCAUAACCAUUAGAUUAGCUGUUUUAGCAAUGUUCAAUGAUUAUAAUUCUCUGUAAUUAACUUCCCUAUCACAACAGGUAUUGGGAAACCAUUGUACAACAUUACUCUGUUACAUGUUAUUAUUUGUAUUUGUUUGCAACCUUGGGUGUCAUGAAAGUCAUAUUUAAAUAAAAUGUAUUAUUCCA
Sardina pilchardus (European sardine) is the source of this 1326-nucleotide messenger RNA. RefSeq names its product glutamyl-tRNA amidotransferase subunit C (gene gatc). The record is from RefSeq and is a predicted model, not a curated record. Lineage: Eukaryota; Metazoa; Chordata; Actinopteri; Clupeiformes; Clupeidae. Gene Ontology annotation, molecular function: glutaminyl-tRNA synthase (glutamine-hydrolyzing) activity. Gene Ontology annotation, cellular component: glutamyl-tRNA(Gln) amidotransferase complex; mitochondrion. Gene Ontology annotation, biological process: mitochondrial translation; regulation of translational fidelity; glutaminyl-tRNAGln biosynthesis via transamidation. Bases 57 to 581 code for a protein of 174 amino acids. The transcript is spliced from 6 exons.